AUGCACGUCUCAACCAUCCUCUCCCCACUCCUCUUCCUCCUCCCCCUAACCACUCUCGCCAAGCUCAACGGCCCUUGCACCGGGGCCGCCAACAAACCGGGCGUCUGCAUCAAGACCAGCUCGUGCACCUCGGGCGGGGGGACCUACAUCUCUGGCGCAUGCCCGAACGACCCGAACGACGUCAAGUGCUGCACCAAGGCGUCGUGCGGCAGCGGCGGCACGUGCAAGUUCGUCGACAAGUGCGAGUCGGGCUCGACGAAGGCCGGUCUCUGCCCGGGGCCGAGCGACUUCAAGUGCUGCCUGCCCAAGUCCGGCGGGGGCGGUAGCGGGUUCCCGCCGCCGAAUAUCCCCGGGGUCGGGGCGUGCAAGAAGGUGGCGGUCGAAGGGGCGAAGAAGAUCGUGGCCAAGAACAAGGGCAAGGUCAAGACCGAUCAAGGCAAGAGCAUCGCCGAAUGGGCGAUGCGCAACCACGGCAGCCUCAAACUCACGUACGUCAUUUUUGGCCAGCGCAUCUGGAACCCGUCGCGUGAUGCGGUUGGUCCAUGGAGCGGCUGGAGGAAAAUGGAGGACAGGGGCAGCGUGACGGCGAAUCAUUGGGACCACGUUCAUGUUAGCUUCAAAGGCUAG
This is a messenger RNA of Lasiodiplodia theobromae, 627 nucleotides long. RefSeq lists its product as uncharacterized. The transcript has 3 exons. The record is from RefSeq and is a predicted model, not a curated record. NCBI's taxonomy places the organism in Eukaryota, Fungi, Ascomycota, Dothideomycetes, Botryosphaeriales, Botryosphaeriaceae. Bases 1 to 627 code for a protein of 208 amino acids.